GUAACAUCAGCAGCCGCCAUAUUUGUUAGACGUAAAGGAGUGUGUAGAGAGUGUGUUACACAUGUCAACAGUAGACUGAUGACGUUGAACAGCUAGUAAGCUCUCAGUUGCCGUACAACUACCUACAAAAUCUUCAACAGACAAUCGCUAGAAAUGCAUCGAGGUGAUGGACUUGUGCAGAGACGGAAUGUGUCUCGUGAAAAUGGAGAAGGAGUGUCAAGAGAUAACAUAGAUUCAGAUGACAAGAAGUCGGGAGACCGAGAUGACGACUUGGAGGAUGGAGAUUCGAAAGAAACAAGACUUACUCUUAUGGAGGAGGUUCUGUUAUUGGGGCUCAAGGAUAAAGAGGGCUACACUUCAUUUUGGAAUGAUUGUAUCUCAAGUGGUCUUCGUGGAUGUAUACUAAUAGAAUUGGCACUUCGUGGUCGUAUUGAACUAGAAAAGCCAGGAAUGAGACGCAAGAGCCUUUUGAAUAGGAAGCUUCUUGUCAAGAGUGACACUCCAACAGGUGAUGUGUUGUUAGAUGAAGCACUGAAACAUAUGAAAGAGACAGAUCCACCUGAAAUUGUACAGAGCUGGAUUGAGUACUUGAGUGGUGAAACUUGGAAUCCUCUAAAAUUGAGAUAUCAACUUAAAAAUGUUCGUGAGAGGUUAGCUAAAAACCUUGUGGAGAAAGGAGUGCUAACAACUGAGAAACAAAACUUUCUGUUGUUUGAUAUGACGACUCAUCCACUUACUGACAAUGUUGCAAAAUCCCGUCUGGUAAAGAAGGUUCAAGAUGCAGUCCUUGGAAAGUGGGUCAAUGAUCCUCACCGUAUGGACAAACGAUUGUUAUCCCUCAUAUUCCUGGCCCAUGCUUCUGAUGUCUUAGAAAAUGCUUUUGCACCUCUGAAUGAUGAUGACUAUGAACUUGCUAUGAAGAGAGUGCGUGAGCUCCUUGACUUAGAUUUUGAGUCAGAGAGCAUGAAACCCAAUACAAAUGAAACAGUAUGGGCAGUAUUCGCAGCAUUUACAAAAUAAACAUCUGAUACUAAAAGUCAUAGAGCUGAGAAUAUUGAACUUGUGUGAUGACAUUUGUGCACUCUGAUAGGACAAUAUGUUAAACAAUUAUUUGACCAGAUUCACAGUUAUUGAAAGGAAAGUGGUUUUUAAAUUUUUGUUGGAAGAAAAACGGUUACAAAUCCCUGAAAGCAUGUUAUCUAGUAUUAACCAUUCCAUUUAUAGCUAUAUUACAUUUAAUGUGUUGGGCACUGCUACAGGAAGAGAAUUCUUUGGCUAAACUGACAUAGUGUAUAUUCAAGCAGUGACCACUCUUUAGCCAAAAUGGAAAAGCAUUUGCAAAAAUAUGUAACUUGCACUCCUUUUUUUGAGUGUGUUCAUUCAGAAGCAUGAAUUGUUUUUGUGGAAGGAAGAUUGUGAUGAUGUAAUGAAAUCUGUGUGAAAGACUUUUUAUCCCUAUAAUAGAGGAAGCAGUUUAUUUGCACAAACAUUCAAACAAUAUUUUUGAUCUUCUUAAUUAUUGGAUGAUGUAUUUCUUUCAAAACACUUGAUUUCUUGUACAUUAACUGAAAUUCAUAGCCUUCGAGUAGUUUCAGUUAUGCUGUGCUUUCUGUUUUAAUAACUGUACAUUGCAAGUAACAGAUUAAAAUUGCCAUUGUGUUUUGUUUAUUCAGUUGUUUGCUAAGUGUGUAUGUAUUGAUAAUUUGUAUCAGAGUGUUGAUUACUGUGGAGCUAGUUUUCGUCUCUAUUUAUUGCACGCAGUUGAAAACGGUGAAUGUUGACACUUCAGACACUUUUUAAGUAAUCCAAUGCUCCAGGCAUUAAAAAUUUUAAGAUAAUGUAGUUCAAUGUUAUUUCAUAAAAUAUUAAUAUGUUGAUUUCUUGCUGUACAUACUUAAGCAGUUUUGUAUCUAUGCAUAUCACAUUUGUAUUAUGUUUAUAUUAGAUUCAUUUCAUGUUUCAUAAAAUGUAACUACCAUGAAUGAAUUGCAGCAUUAUCUGUGAAAGUGAUCAUGAACUGACUGCAGUUGCAGGUUUUUAGUAUGUGAGAAUGUGGCCAUACAUUUGAGAAGACAAUGUAGGUUGUAACAUGGAUUGUGGGAAGAUUCCUAUGCAGAGGAUUUAUUGAUGCCAGUGAGACUGCAGAUUUAGAUUGUUGGUUUUGUAAAUAAAUAUAUUAUCAGGCCUCUUCUUUGUGCCUGCAUUUUA
Molecule: messenger RNA, 2208 nt
Organism: Schistocerca nitens (vagrant locust)
Lineage: Eukaryota; Metazoa; Arthropoda; Insecta; Orthoptera; Acrididae
Gene: sau
Product: Golgi phosphoprotein 3 homolog sauron
Exons: 4
Coding region: 154-1020 (288 amino acids)
Biological process (GO): retrograde vesicle-mediated transport, Golgi to endoplasmic reticulum; Golgi vesicle budding; Golgi organization
Cellular component (GO): cytosol; Golgi cisterna; trans-Golgi network
Molecular function (GO): phosphatidylinositol-4-phosphate binding
Source: RefSeq, a predicted model, not a curated record